Messenger RNA from Manis pentadactyla (Chinese pangolin), 3526 nucleotides. RefSeq names its product cilia and flagella associated protein 91 (gene CFAP91). The record is from RefSeq and is a predicted model, not a curated record. Bases 112 to 2409 code for a protein of 765 amino acids. NCBI's taxonomy places the organism in Eukaryota, Metazoa, Chordata, Mammalia, Pholidota, Manidae. The transcript has 18 exons.
UCGUCCCGCCCCUGAUCCCGGAGCUCUGGCGGAGGUUACCAUAGCUACGGCGCCCCAAGCCUCUAGGCCUCUCUAGUUGGCCCUCCGCUCGCCGGAGGAGGAGGCGACACCAUGAGCCACGUAGUGACCAUAGAGGAGCCGCAAGCCAAGCUGCAGGUGUCUCAAACCCAGUGCGGGAUGAGGUCGGGGGCCUGGGGCAAAGUCUCCUCCAGUCGAGCGUAUGAUUUCCUGUACGAUCCAUUGUUUAUUCUGUCAAGUGAGAAAGACCACUCACAGGCAAAUAUCCAAGCCACCCUGAUUCGAAGCAAACUGAGAAAAGUUCCCAGGUUUAGAAACAUGUUCAGUAACCUGAUCCAUUAUCCAAGAUAUUCUCUGUAUUGGAGCAAGGCAGACCCCGUCCCACCAUUCAUCAGUAGGGAAUGGAAAGGACUUGAGGAGAAACACAGAGAAGCCCUCCAGCAACUUGCUGUUUUUAGAACUGACACUUCUUUUCGGAUGCCUGAAGAAGUUUUUGAAGAUCCUGAAGUUACUGGAAAGAAUCGCUAUAAAUAUUUUGAGAGACCUUUUCUUCCAUUUUAUCAACAGAUACCAUUCAGUGUUGUUUAUGCAGCAACCAGGACAGAACCAUAUACUUUUCCUCGUGCUCCUACUAAGUACCCACCCAUCCCUUCCAAGUGUACUGUGGGCACUCAAACUGAUUAUCGGGAUGGCGAAGUCCAAACAGAUCCAUAUUCUCCAGAAUACGUAGUAUGUCAAGAUUCAAUUCCUGAGCUCUUGACGCUGGCUUCUCUUACUUGGGGUCGAGGUCUCCCUGCAGGACAAGCGGAAGUAGAGAUGAUAGAACGGGCCAGGGAGAAACGUGCAUGGGAAGCCACACUUCCCUCUCCGCGUGACACCUCCCAGCUGGAGAAGAGGAGGAGGAUGAUGAAUGCGAUGGAGAGGAAGGAAUGGGCCUUCAGAGAGCAGGAAAUUGAAAAACUGCAGGAGAUUCGCCUUGAAGUUCUAAAAGAGCUGUUAAAGAAGCGUGACAAGAACCAAAGUGCAGUGAACAUGAAGCACUUGAAUGCCCAAUGGUCUAAACUGCAGGCAGCAAAGGAGGCCAAACUGGCAAAAAUCCAGCACGCACAUGCAUCGGCAAUCAGAAAACUUGAGAGAAAAGGGAAGAAUGUAGAAGGGAAGUUGGAGAGAAGAAAUAUCAUCAGGGAUUAUUCUGAUUAUGCGUCACAGGUCUAUGGACCUCUAUCUCGCCUUGGUCGCUUCCCAGAUAAUAACUCAGAGGACUUUGUUGUAAAAAACCAUUAUCUCAACACUUAUGAAGGAUUAGUUGAACUUGAGUCAUCCCUCCCUGAUUUUGUCAUGCAACCCCGAAUCAGACCUCUAAAGCCAAAAGUUACUACCACCAAAGCUGGUUUUCUAAAAAGGGAAGCAAGGUUGGACCAUGAGUUGGCAGAGAUUCAUAAGGCACUGUUGGAUAAGAAAAAUAAAGUUCUUGAACCAAAGAAAACUCUACGCUUUCUUCAAAGAAAGCCAAUACCUCAACCUCGGCUUCCAACUCCAACCUUGGAAAUGAGUUCCAAUGAAGAAGAUAUAGAAAUGGCUGUGAUCUACCUUCAAAAGUUACUCCGGGGCAGAGUCGUUCAGAACAUGAUGUUUGAAGGGAAAGAAAAGCGACUGGAAUUGAUCCAGGAGCUGCGCACCAGCCAUGUGCUACAAGAAGAUGACAGGCUGGUGCAGAAAGCCGAGAAGCAGGUGAUCCUGGCCUUACAGUGGCAGAGGGACUUGCAUGAGCACAAGGUGUUGCUGGUUGAAAACCAUUUGGCUGGGCUGGAAGGAAGCGUGCUGGCAGAUAUGUUUGACUUUCUGUCCAAGGAGCUGGUGAGGCUGCAGGAAGAGAGGAGGAUCCAUGCCUUCGCCAUGCUGGCCGAGCGGCAGCGGCGGAUGCGAGAGGCCCAAGAGAGCGGUCGGCGGCAGGUGGAGCAAAGGCGCCUCCGCGAGGAGGACCAGAUAUUUAAGGAGGUGAUUAAAGUUCACAAAGGUACUGUAACUUCCUAUUUGGAAGACUUAAUACUGAAUACUGAAGAGAAUACUGCAGACGAGCAAGCCAGGGCAGAAAUUGAGAAGAUGGCUGAGGAAAUCAAUGACAUUGCUUAUGAAAUGGAAAGCCGUCGAACUCACCUUCAGUCAGAGGAAAUUGUCGCUGAGUUGGUUUAUAGUUUCCUAAUCCCAGAGGUGCAAAAAGGCUUUGUCAAAGAAAAAGUGAGGAACGCCCAGCGGAAGCAUAUCCUUGCAGCGCACGAGGUCAUCCACAGGCACACGGAAGUCAUGGUCAGAAGGAAGUUUGCUGAGAAACGGCCGGACGAAGUCUCAGACGCUGAAGAGCUACUUGAGAAAGAAACUCAAGAUGAGUGAAACUGCUCAGAUUAUGAUCUUUUUUUAAAAAGACGCUGUACAAAUCAUCGUAAAGAAUUUCGUAGUCUGUGCUUCUCCCAAGACGUACAUCUUGUGUGGCUUGUCACUGUGUGAUUUAUCAUGAGAUGUUUUCUUUAAACUUCUGAUAACUUAAAAUGACUCAUUAAUAGCUAUCAGUGAAGGAUCUUUAUUCUCAUUGGUGUUUCCUAGAUGCUCUACUUCAAGAGAAAAUUUUCUCAUGUUUCAUUUUAAUGUUUUGUUAACUAGAAGGGUAUUGGCUACUGAAUCAAACAAAAAGAAAUGUUACUGAGUGUUUCUUUAAAUAGUUUUGGUUUGCUAUUCAUAGUGCAUUGGAAUUAUCUACUAAAAUAAAAAUAUGCUUUCCCCAUGACCUAGCAGUUCAUCUCCUAGAUGUAUACCCAGUCGGAAUGAGUAUGUACACCAGCUGGCAUGAUAAGAAAGUUCACGGCAGUACAAUUCAUGAUAAACCCUAAACUGGAAACCCAAAUGCCAUCUACAUUGGGAUAGGAAACUAAACUAUAUAUCCAUAUCCAUAAAAUGGCACAUCAACUCACCAUUGGACUACAGAUCUAAAAGCUAUGUUCACUGGACAGCCAUGGAGAGGGUGCUAUUGGAGAGCAAUCUGCCCAUCCUGUGUGUUGACAAACAUCAGGGUUGAAUGGUUCCCUCCUCAUUUAAAGAUAAAUAGGAAAAACAAUAAAUAAAGAAAUAACUUCAAAAAACCAACAUGGGACCCAUGUAAAGAAUUUACAGAAGAAAAUGUAUGUCACUCUGAAAACAGAAUAAAAGCCUAUCUAAGACAAUAUAUCUUGCUAAAGUAAACAAGAAAACCUUCUGAAACUAUCUGCUUGGUAUUUUUAAUAAGAGGAGGCAAAAAUAAAUGGCCUCUUGGGAAACUGAAGCAGGGAAUAAGGACAACAGCCAAAACACAGACAGAUGCAGCUGUAAAGAAAGGAAAGCCGGCUAAGAUGAAAAAAUCCUAAGAUGACUGCUAUCCAUUUGGAUGCAGUCCAAAGAGCAGACACACCGCAGGGGAGAAUAAAGCAGGCAAUGCUGCUGACAAACUUACUAAGUCAUCCAGGGGGUGCUGGGUGGG